UCAGAGUCCCUGACACAGGCGUCACCAGGAGCCCACUUUCUCUGGGGUGUCUGACAAGAUCUGAGGUGUCAUUCUCAUGUGACACAGACCCUAGCUCAGGGCUCUUUGGGAAAGGGGGAGAAAAGCAUUAGGAAAACUCUCCAGGGCUGACUUCAGAAUGUGCUUUUGUUUUUAAUAACCAGCGUCCACCCGCAGGCUUCAUUUGGGGGAAGAAAACUUGCUGAAUUAUCCUGAGAGCAGCUGCUUCCCACGAGGCCAGCCAUUUCCAAAUGCCCCAACGAUGAACAGAAACGGUGGACACGUCCCCUAAAGAUGGUGACUCCCUCCUGAGCAGCCGGACCACUUCCCACAGGAAAAGGCCUUCUCCCAGAUGAAUGUAAGAUACGUGAAGAACCAGUCAUUUUAGUUUCAUCUGCAAAUGAAAUUGAUGUUCGUGCCUGUCCUCUUAACCCAAAUGAAAACAUAGGCUCGGUGAUUUGGUAUAAAAAUGACAGCAAGACACCUAUAUCAAUGGAGCAAGACUCCAGGAUUCAUCAAGAAAAGGAAAAACUCUGGCUUGUCCCCGCUAAGGUAGAGGAUUCAGGACAUUACUACUGUUCAGUAAGAAAUUCAACUUUCUGCCUUAAAAUUAAAAUAACUGCCAAGUUUGUGGAAAACGAACCUAACUUGUGUUACAAUGGAGAAGCUAUAUUCACACAGAAAUUACGCAUUGCCGGAGAUGGAAGACUUGUGUGCCCUCAUUUGGAUUUUUUUAAAGAUGAAAAUAAUGAGUUUCCCACAGUAAAAUGGUAUAAGGAUUGCAAACCUCUGAUUCUUGACAACGUAUACUUCGUUGGAGUCACAAAUACGCUUCUUGUGAUGAAUGUGUCAGAGGGCCAUAGAGGGAAGUACACUUGCCAUGCAUCCUACAUGUACUCGGGAAAGCCAUAUCAUAUUACCCGGGCAAUAGACUUUAUUACUCUAGAGGAAAUCAAACCCGACAGUCCUGUGAUUGAAAGUCCAGCAAACGGGACCCUGGAAGUGGAGCUGGGAUCCCACGUCCAAUUGGUCUGUAAUGUCACUGGCCACUUCACUGACCUUGUCUACUGGAAGUGGAAUGGGUCACUAAUUUCACCUGAUGAUCCAAUCCUGGUGGAAGACUUUGAAUUGGUGAACAGUCCUUCAGCCAAUAGAAAAACUAUACACAUUAUAACGCUUAAUAUUUCAAAAGUCAAAAGUCAAUUUUAUCUAUAUCCAUUUACCUGUUUGGUCAACAGUAAAUCUAAUAUAUACUCAGCAUACAUACAAUUAACCCUUCCAGUGCCUGAUUUCCAGAAGCUCUUGAUUGGAAUAUUUGUUACUUUAACAAUUAUAAUUACAUGCUCUGUUUUCAUCUAUAAAAUCUUCAAGGUUGAUAUUGUGCUUUGGUACAGGGAUUCCUGCUCUGAUUUUCUUCCCCCCAAAGCCUCAGAUGGAAAGAUCUACGAUGCAUAUAUCCUCUACCCAAAGACCUUUGGGGAAGCGUCCACCUCGAACUCAGAUAUUUUUGUGUUUAAAGUGUUGCCUGAGGUCUUGGAAAAGCAGUUGGGAUAUAAACUGUUUAUUUAUGGAAGGGAUGAUUAUGUUGGAGAAGAUGCUAUUGAGGUCACUAAUGCAAACAUCAAGAAAAGCAGAAGACUGAUCAUCAUUUUGGUGACAGACAUGUCAGACUUCAGCUGGCUGGGCCAUUCAUCUGAAGAGCAAAUAGUGAUAUACAAUGCUCUCAUCCAGGAGGGCAUUAAAAUUGUCCUGCUUGAGCUGGAAAAAAUCCAAGACUAUGAGAAAAUGCCAGAAUCCAUUAAAUUCAUUAAGCAGAAACAUGGGGCUAUCUGCUGGUCAGGGGACUUCAGAGAGGGACCUCAGUCUCUAAAGACCAGGUUCUGGAAACAGGUCCGGUACCAUAUGCCAGCCCAGCGGCGAUCUCCUUCAUCCAAACACCGGUUAUUGUCCACGGCCCAGGAGUCAGACUCUAAGGAGAAGCAACAAAGGGAGGUUCACCUGCCUCUCGGGUAGCAUGGAGAAGCUUGGCCAAGAAUUUUUUGGGUGCAUGCAGUCUUAGGGUGUUGAGCCUCCUGCUGACCUAAUCUCUGAGGUCACCUGGAAUCGCACAGUUAAGGGAGCAGGACUAGGUGACAAUGGCAGGCCAGGGCAACUCAGAUUAGAGGGCUUGGGAAAGCCUUUAUAAAGGCCCUCUCUGAAUGUUGAACUUCGGAGAAGAAGGCACUGAGACAGUGAGUUGGAAGAAGAAAAAAGAAAAAAAAACAUGAAAGGAAUGUCCAUCUAGAGACAAUUUUAUUAAGUUAUCCACAGACUGAUGGUGGGGCCUUGGCCAUCUCUGGGGACACUGCAGGAUCACUGGCCCCGGAGAGUCUCUUUUGGGCAGCACUGCAGAUGACGUGUGCCUGACACCGCACAGAGGAAGGUAGAUGUCUUCUUGGAGAACUUUCCACGGCUUGCAUUUUCCAUACACAUCCACAAUGAGUCGUCACUUUCCAAAGACCAGAUUGCAUUUUAUAGACCUCGAGAGAGGUAUCUAUCGUUAAAAUGAAAAAGGGGCUUCUCCAGGAUUCCAAGGCUGUGAAAUCCCCUUAGCUUUCCUUAGAAGACAAAGACUCGUGAAAGCAAUAGAAGCAGAAACGGACCCACCUCUUCCACCACUCUUGACUCUUUCCUCCCUGGAAUGACUGACCUGAACUUCCACAUUCCUCUUCACUUUCCUUGGCUCAUUGCUCCUUUGGGAAGACAGCUGUGCUGGUCAUCCCACCGAGUCUCGCAGCCUGUUUUCAAAGCCGUCCCCUCACCGUCCUGUGAUGUGAGUCCCAGGUUAGCCUCCUGGGCCUCUGCACCGGCUCGGGCGCCUCCAUGUUUGCUGAAUUUUCUCCUCCCCUCACCAGAAGUCCUUCUUGCGUUUUCUCCAGCUGACCAGCUCUCCAGAGUCAGAGUUGACUUCAGCACUCUGGUUCCUGGGAGCCUUCCCCUAAGACACUGCCACCCUUACAACUCCGUCUGUCCCUCCAAUCAGUUAGCUAGUGCUGCCUGUUGCUGGUCCCCUUACAAAGUGGCUCCCCUCGCUGGAAUCUGUGCUGAGGAGAGACCAUAUGUCUCUCUCUGUCCCUUGCUACCUUCCAUAAGCAAUUUGCACAUGAGAAAUACAUUUGUAUAGUGCUUUAUUUUUUUUUAAUGUUUUUGGGUAAUUAUACCUAAUUUUUGCAAUUAUUCUAAUUUUAUGUGGAGAGAAAAUGACUCUUUUUAAAAUUACUCUUUUAAUUCUAUUGGAUCUGGAACUUGAACCUGUAUUUUCCCAGCUUCUAGUCCAAUGUUUGAAUGUUUGAUUUCAAGUCAUUAACUGUUCACCCAUCACGGAUUGCUUUAUAGGAGACUACUGAGUCCAGGAGUGUUUUUACAUCACAAACAAAUCUGAUAAUUUUCAGUGUUGGAAUUUAUAAAAAUUAUGUUUCGGUUUUUAUGUACAAUAUUUUUAUUUCCAUAUGUUCUUUCCUUAAAGGUCAGCAUUUCUCAGCCAAUUAAAAAUGAAAGCAAAGAA
Ictidomys tridecemlineatus (thirteen-lined ground squirrel) is the source of this 3562-nucleotide messenger RNA. It is a transcript of the gene Il1r1, whose product is annotated as interleukin 1 receptor type 1. NCBI's taxonomy places the organism in Eukaryota, Metazoa, Chordata, Mammalia, Rodentia, Sciuridae. Gene Ontology annotation, molecular function: interleukin-1 binding; interleukin-1, type I, activating receptor activity. Gene Ontology annotation, biological process: regulation of inflammatory response; interleukin-1-mediated signaling pathway. The record is from RefSeq and is a predicted model, not a curated record.